AUGGAUGACAGAAUGUUGUUGGGGCCAGAUGUUAUUAAGCAGACUACAAGGAAGAUCCAGAUUAUUAGAGCUCGGAUGAAAAUAGCUCAAGACCGUCAGAAAAGCUAUGCGGAUAAGCGACGGCAUGACUUGGAAUUUACUGUCGGAGACCAUGUAUUAUUGAGGGUUAUGCCUAUUAAAGGGGUGCGUAGAUUUCGGAUUUUCGGGAAGCUUAGCCCUCGGUAUAUUGGACCGUUUGAGAUACUAGAACAAGUAGGGUCUUUAGCCUACUGCCUUGCUCUACCUCCCCAGUUAUCUGGUGUGUAUGGCGUCUUUCAUGUAUCAAUGUUGAGCAAGUACGUGCCGGAUCCUCAACAUAUUAUUGAUUACCAUAUGAUUGAGAUGGGGGAGGAUGUGUCUUAUGAGGAAGUACCCGUUGGUAUCGUGGAAAUAAAAGAAAAGACUUUGACGAAUAGAGCGAUUCUUCUUGUAAAGGUUCGAUUGCAACGGUAUUUACCGGAUGGGGCUACAUGGGAACGAGAAGAGGUGAUGAGAUGCUUAAACCCCCAGCUGUUUAACUAG
Molecule: messenger RNA, 561 nt
Organism: Diospyros lotus (date-plum)
Lineage: Eukaryota; Viridiplantae; Streptophyta; Magnoliopsida; Ericales; Ebenaceae
Exons: 1
Coding region: 1-561 (186 amino acids)
Source: RefSeq, a predicted model, not a curated record